AGGAUGAGUAGGCCGUAUUCCGGGAAAUCGGAUGUGGCUGACGCUCUCUGGAUCAAGGGCAUUUUCUUGCACCCAAUGGCUGUUCAACUGUUACGCCAAACCUUUAUAAUGGAAUGCGAAGAUGCCUUGGCCAACAUCUUCUCCGUCCAAUGCUGUCGAAGUCAUUUUCUGCCGUACCAAGUGCGACAAAAUGGCUGUCAUUCACCAGAAUUAUUAUUUCCACCACAAUCGCAAAUACAAGGGAGGUGAUUACUGGUGCUGUGCUCAACGGGGGUGCAAAGUCCGUCUCAUCAGCAGCCGUGUCAAUCAUGAAUCCGGUCGGAUGGAGUUUUCGCGUCGCAACCAGGCCAUUCAACAUGAGCAUGAGCCGAACGCACCCAAUCUGAUCGAGAAAGAAUUCCGUCGCCAGUUGGUCACUCAGUUCGAUCGAGUCACAGCCAAUAAAUCAGGAUCGCCUCAAUCAGCUACUCCUGUUUCCGUUCGUCUAGUCUACGAUGAGCUGCGCAGUCAGGCCAUCAAACGCGGCGUUCCGGAAUCUCUGAUUCCGUCUUAUUGGAAUAUUCGCAGCACCAUGUACCGUAUCCGUCGCAAGCGGGUGUUACUUCACGUUCCGUCAAGUAAUUCAAGUUCGGAAAGAAGAGAAACUAAUAAAACUUCUGCUGGAGAAGGAUCUGCUAGAUCCGUGUCUUCUGAUCCAGAAUCUCCGAUCUCAUCGACGAUGGGUGAGCCAUCGACUAGUCCAGUGCAAUCGGAACCAUUGUCUUUGGUGACUUGGAAAAAUAACGCCCAGGAACAACAGCUUGUUGUCCGUCGCGAUCUCGUUCAUCCGACUACUUCUCCAAUCCUGUAUCAAUCUCUUCAGACGAGCGGUUCGCCGUCAACUGCACCCAUCAAUCCACAACUGCCAAUCCAGUUUGAAGCUUCACCCUUGAUCACUCCAAUUCCGCCAAUUGAUCCAAAUCUUCUUCGUUUUUCCAGUCAUUUAUUCCCGAGCUACUCCCAAUCUCCCACUCUUGCUCCCUCGUUUCCUUACCAAUCACCGGAAAUUAUGCGGUUUUAUGCUGCUAUGCAUGCCGAAUAUUUACGCUCGCUCUUUGCUCUCGGCUGCCAUCCUCGUAUGUAAUGGCCUUUAAUUGAUUUCUGCUCUUUCUUAUUGACGUUUUGCUAAUGACCAAAAAUUGACGAUGAACGACUCGUUCGGAACGUUUCACCUUAAUUGAAUACAUCCCGAUCAACAGCA
Daphnia pulex (common water flea) is the source of this 1240-nucleotide messenger RNA. RefSeq lists its product as uncharacterized. NCBI's taxonomy places the organism in Eukaryota, Metazoa, Arthropoda, Branchiopoda, Diplostraca, Daphniidae. The transcript has 4 exons. The record is from RefSeq and is a predicted model, not a curated record. The coding region runs from base 122 to 1123 and encodes 333 amino acids.